Molecule: messenger RNA, 2493 nt
Organism: Cyanistes caeruleus (blue tit)
Lineage: Eukaryota; Metazoa; Chordata; Aves; Passeriformes; Paridae
Source: RefSeq, a predicted model, not a curated record
AUGGAGCAGCUCGCUGUUGCCGUUUGCACCAUUUAUGUCAUCGGCUAUUCCGGCUAUUAUCUGACCAACCUGGCACGUCAUCUGACAUGUAUAUUCAGAGGUGCUGAACCUGAGAAUCCCAUUGCUAUCAAAGCUGAUGGUUUGUGCUUGGUAGAGCUGGUUGUAGAAAUCGAGCUGAAGAGAAAUAAGGUUCUAAAUGAUAGGGAGCUGCCUGUCCCUAACUCCACCAUCUGUCCACAGAGCCCAGAAGCAAGAGCAGACUCUGCUGUGGCUCCCUCUGCUCCUGGAGAAGAGGCCAAAGAGGAGCAAAAUGAGCAAAAGGAGCACGAGCCUCCAGCUGUGGUCACAGCCCAGCCUGACCAUGCCCAGACAGUCCAUCCAGAGAAAGAGCAGGAGCAGAUUGUUUUCUCAGGGAGGCCGUGCCAGCCUGAGGGAGAGCUGUUCCCAGCCCAAGAGCAGGAAGAGCAGCUGGGGCAGCAGGUGGAAGAGCCACUGGAGAAUGGCCAGAACAUCGAGGCAGAGCCCCAAGCAGAGCUGCCCGAAGCUCCGAGGGCCAUCAUGGCAGUGAAGAGGAGGCCUGAGGAAGACAGAAGCAUCGAAGAGGAGAUGAAUCUCCCCUGGCAGAGAGGAAAUCAAGAAAACCAGGUGAGUGAAAGUGUGGCAGACACUCCACUCAUGGAAAUUCCUCUCUGUCAUUCUUCACAGGCCUCCGAUGAAGAGCUGCUGGCAGAGCUGCAGGAAACUGAGGCUAGGAUCAGGGCAAGGGAGGAGAGGCUGGAGGAAGAAAGGAGACUCAUCGAAGAGAAAUUCCAUCUCCUCGCUCAGCAGCAAGAGGCUCUAGAAAAUCGAGUGGACGUGUUGAUAUCUCACCUGGCAGCCUGCGAAGGCUUCCAGCAAAUGCCUGCUGAUGAAGAGCCCCAAGGUCGGCGGGAGGCACAGAUCUACACAGGCUCUUCCAUUCAAUCUGCUGCAGCAGCAGCAGCAGCAGCAUCUAAAGGAGCCUUUGUUCCCCAAGCUGAGCAGUGGAGCCGGGGCAGUUUGUCCAUUUCCAGCAGUGACACAUCUGCUGCUCAGCUCCAGGAGAGCCAGGGAGACUUCGUGGAGCAACUGAGGAGAAUGGUGAACAAGGAAAAUCCCAUCACAAAAUACAUUGAACUGGAAAGUCUUGGCAGUGGGGGUUUUGGAGAGGUUUCCAGAGCACUUGACAUUGCAACAGGAGGAGAGGUGGCCAUAAAGAAAAUAAAUGUGCAAGGAGUGAGUAGGAAGAUACUAACCAUGAAUGAAAUCAGGAUCAUGGAGAGUAAUAGGAGUCCCAGGAUCGUGAAUUACUUAGCCAGCUACCUUGUGCAUGAGGAACUCUGGCUGGUGAUGGAGUACAUGGACGGAGGCACUCUGAGAGAUCUCAUUGACGAGAUUCAAAUGUCUGAAGGAGAGAUUGCAGCUGUCAGUCGGGAGUGCCUGCAAGGACUGGAUUUUCUUCACUCCAACCACGUGAUCCAUCGAGAUGUCAAGAGCAACAACAUCCUUCUCAGAACCGACGGCUCUGUCAAGCUGGCUGAUUUUGGCCUUUCUGCUCAGCUCACCCCUGAGCAAAAUCAGCGGUGCUCGGUGACCGGGACUCCUUGGUGGAUGGCACCUGAAGUGGUGAAGCGUCAACCAUAUGGCCCCAAAGUGGACGUGUGGUCUUUUGGAAUUGUGGCAAUUGAAAUGGCCGAACAAAAAACUCCUUAUGACAGUUUCACUGCUCGAUCGGUAAGGAGCAAAUACUCUCUGAUCCCGCUGUCUUUCUCACCUGUCCCGUGUUCUCUGCUCACUGCACAAAAUCCCAUGGCCAUCUGCUGGAAGUACUUCCACCAAGGCCCCUUCUACAAAUGGCCCUGCAGCACAUCAGCAUCUGCUGGAGCUUUGGUUGCAGCACUGGGGGAACUCAAGCCUUACCUCGCCCAAACCAUCUCCAUUCUCAGGCAGCAUUUUGCUUUGCCUUACAAGUCGUUCCAGCUCUUUUGGCUGUGUAGAUGGCCCCAAGAAUAGGAAACAAGCAUCUCAGAGCUGCUGUUAUCUUUCCAGAAAUGAAGCAAAGAAACUCAAACCAAACCAAGUUUCUAAAACAGUGCUUUUGAGAGAAGAAGUGCAGCCCCAUUCUUCUCACAGGGAAACUUGCCUGAAACCUGGAGAUGAGGCUGUAAAGCCAGAGUCUCUUCUGCUUCUUGUGCAGUGCUGCUGAGACACUCAGUGACCACCUUCUUUCCUAACCCAAGCCACUUUCUCCAUAUCACCAAGCUGGAGCCUGGUGACGGGGAGAGCCUGCCAAAACCUCCUGUUUGUUUCCUGGCACUUUCUGGGAUGGGCACAGCGUUAAUGCAUUGACUUGAGAAUCCAACGAGCACAGGGUUACCACAGGGAUGACACUUCUGAUUUCACCAUGAAUAUUUUCCUUUUGCCACCUAAGGGAACCUGAAAUUUUCAGAGUGCUGAGAGACAGAGCUGCAGGUG